AUGUCUGACCUAUAUCAAUUGCUAUCCGAUGUCAACGUCCAAGCUCGAUCAAGGUUAUCGAUAGAUUCUUUUUCUGUGCCCGUGGAUUACGCCGAACCAGAUGGUCCGCACAUACGAAUAUUUUUACGCAAUCUUAUUCCUUUGGAUGAAGCCAAAGGAUCUGGCAUAGACGCUGCAGAGUCGGAUUUGCCUUAUCUCUUGUAUCUGCAAGGUGGUCCAGGAUUCGGUGUCGAUCUAUCUUUCAGCGUAGACUUGGGGAAUGCGGUAUCGUCGUUCUGUCCUCAUUCACGAGAGGGUUUGCAAGACUUAACGAUCUACUAUGAGCAAGCUUCACAAGAAAAAACCCUUUGGCUUGAUCCUCGUGGGACUGGCCUGAGCACGCCAAUAACGGCAGACAUCUUCCAGACGAAACAGAUGGACGACGAGGCCAUUGCCAAGUAUCUCAAACACUUCCGUGCAGAUAAUAUUGUCAGAGACUGUGAGACCAUUCGACACUUUCUCCUCGAUGGCAAGAAAGAUCCUGAAGCACGUAAAUGGACAAUACUCGGACAAAGUUUCGGAGGCUUCUGUGCCGCAACCUACCUUUCAUUUCACAGCGAUGGCCUAAAGGAGGUCUUCAUCGCUGGUGGCAUCCCACCCAUGGUCGACUCUCCCGACCCAGUUUACGAGGCCCUCGUUGUGAAGGUGGAAGAACGAAACAGGGUUUACUAUGCGAAGUAUCCUCAAGAUGUUCGAAAUGUCCGUCGGAUCUUAGGUUUCCUAGAGGGCAACAACGUAGUCAUUCCGAACGGCGGGAAUCUGACGGUCUCGCGGUGGCUACAACUCGGCCUGCAGUUUGGAUCGCAUGGUGGCAUCGAUCGGGUUCAUCAGCUCGUGUUCCGAGCGAUCACAGACUUGGACACGUUUGGGAAGCUCUCAUAUGGGCUUAUCGACAGUAUACAGAAAACACAGAGCUUUGACACCAACCCGAUUUACGCAGUGCUUCACGAGCCUAUCUACUGCCAAGGGCGGAGGGCAGGCUGGUCUGCACAGCGCGUCAUCCAGAAGAACGACAGGUUUGUGUGGGAAAAAGUGAGGCUCAUGUCCGAUGACGUCCCCAUUUACUUCACGGGGGAGAUGAUAUUCCCCGACAUGUUCGAGGACUAUCAUCAUCUACGUCCCCUGCGAGGCGCGGCUGAACUGUUGGCUUAUGAUGAAGAUUGGCCGAUGUUGUACGACAAAGAGGCCCUGAAAAAGAACCAAGUAAAAGUAAACGCUGCAACCUAUUAUGACGACAUGUAUGUCGAUUUCGGUCUCGUGCAACAGGCAGCGUCUGUCAUCGGCAACGUGGAACAACUCAUCACUAAUCAGAGUUUCCAUGACGGUAUACGCAAGCACAUGGAAAGCAUUUUAACGACCCUUUUCGAGCUGUCUAAACGGGAGCGCGAUUAG
Molecule: messenger RNA, 1431 nt
Organism: Suillus bovinus
Lineage: Eukaryota; Fungi; Basidiomycota; Agaricomycetes; Boletales; Suillaceae
Product: alpha/beta-hydrolase
Exons: 14
Coding region: 1-1431 (476 amino acids)
Source: RefSeq, a predicted model, not a curated record